Candidula unifasciata is the source of this 1152-nucleotide messenger RNA. The record is from the annotation of a GenBank genome assembly. Lineage: Eukaryota; Metazoa; Mollusca; Gastropoda; Stylommatophora; Geomitridae.
AUGUUGAUGAUGUGGCUUCUAUUGUUGCUGCUGUCAUGGAGACGUGGAGAAGCCAGGUGUAGGAAGACGAAGAGUGGACAAGGGUACCCUCUCACUAUUGGCCUGCUGUCCGCCAGUAUCAACGACUUACAGAAACACAAGCCCAUCCAGCAGGAACUGAAACUGAGUGGAGAUGUCGCAGAAUGUUUUCAGUCGCCCCACUACCUCAACCUGCUUAUUAACGAUACCCUCAAGAUGCCCCAACAUGGAUGGACGUAUAUAGCGUCAGGCAUUCACCAAGCUCUCAUAACUCAAGCUGCGGACGACGGAGUUCUGCCCAACCUAAUCAUUGGUCCAUUCUACACCAACCUUGCCAUGAUAUUGCAGAAAAUGGAAAUCCCAUACCUGGUCACUGAUUACAAAGGUUUUGACUGGAUAGACAUGAACCGUGUUCAAGAUAGGGUGAACUGGAAAACAAUGGUAGAGAUAAGACCUUCGGCACAAGCCCAGAACCUGGCAGUUGUUGACUUAUUCCUGCACAGAAACUGGAAGAGUGCUAUGAUGGUCAUGCCAGAAAGCGCUACCGAUAACCAAGAAUGUCAGAACCUCGCCGAGCAAAUGUUGAACCAUAGUCUUUCUGUAAUCCCAUACACGGUGCAGCCUCAGUCAGUCAUACUCAGCAGUUCUCUGCAAGAGCUUCUGACAAAUGCCAAACUCUACAGCCAGAGACAGAUUCUCAUCUGCAGCCCAAGAGAUGCAAGAGACAAUCUCAUAGAGGCCGUCUUAGUCCAGAGCUCUGUGCUAACACCCUUGUCAGGGGCCAGAAACAUGUACAGACUGGGCCUAUUCUCGGCCAGAUGCAAGCUACUGGCAUUCCGCUACGUGAUCCCAACAAAUGAUGACACCAGCGAUACAGAAGAGACUGACGCCGCCGCUUCAGACGCAGCCAGAGUCACGUCGUAUGCGCUAAGCAAAUACCUUUCGGCUCAAACGACAAUGAGAGAUGACUUUUCGGCGCAGAGAUUUCUGGAGGCUUUGAGAACGGAGGCCAAAUGGAACCCAAACGUACGAUCUGCCGAGCUGCGGCUGAACAUGACAACGGACGAACACAUUGUGCAAACCUUGGGCCAGAUGGGCAUUUUCCCCAAACUGGUGGACAUUGUAGUUGUGGAG